Nezara viridula (southern green stink bug) is the source of this 4066-nucleotide messenger RNA. The record is from the annotation of a GenBank genome assembly. Lineage: Eukaryota; Metazoa; Arthropoda; Insecta; Hemiptera; Pentatomidae.
CAGAGGUUGAUCCCACUAUACCAGCUUCAUUUGGUACAGCAGCUUUUCGUUUUGGGCAUUCUCUUUUACCGAACACUAUGCAGAGAAGAAGUUCAAAUCACAAGUUAACUGGUGAGAGGAAAUUAAGUGAAAUGCUGCAACAGCCAUUUGACCUAUACAAACCAGGAUGGGUAGACGCUUACGUAUUGGGCUUGGUAAACCAAAUAUCACAACCAAUGGACCAUUCAGUAACUGCUGAGGUAACUAAUCAUUUAUUUCAAGAACCUGCUCGAGAUUUUGGGAGAGAUUUGGCUGCAAUAAAUUUGGCCAGAGCGAGGGAACAUGGUAUACCAGGCUAUAUGGCGUAUAGGAAGCAUUGUGGGCUAGACGAUAUGGACACGUGGCAAGAUAUGUGGAGUUUUCUUCCUAAUGGAACUGUUUCUGAAUAUCUCAAAAUUUAUGAUGACCCAGAUGAUGUAGACCUGUGGUCAGCUGGUGUCUCAGAGCUCCCAGCGCCGGGAAGUAUGCUUGGUCCAGUUUUUUCAUGCAUAAUAGCAACAACAUUUAGAGAUCUUAAAAAAGGUGAUCGUUUCUGGUACGAGAAUCCUGGAUUCGUCAGCUCAUUUACAUUGCGCCAGUUAAGAGAAAUAAAAAAAUAUUCCUUGGCAAGGCUUCUGUGUAAUUCUGGAGAUAAUAUUGAAACUAUACAGAUGAAAGUGAUGUUGCUACCUGAUUACGAUGACAAUCCACGAGUUUCUUGUAAAACUGAAGAAAUACCAGACAUCAAUCUUAAUUAUUGGAAAGAAUCACUAACUUACGCUGAGAAAGACCAAGAAUAUCCAGCCGAACCACCUCCUAUCACAACCAGUAACAACAAAGGUUAUCUUCCGCCAAUUACCCACAAACCAUGGAGUGUGACCAGUGAGAAACUGCCGAAUAAAUACACUCUUCAAGACAGCUAUGAAGCCGACCUAGAAAAGGAAGUGCCUCCAGAAUAUAGCGAGGGUGAAAGUGAGAAAGUCACCGAACAGUAUUUCUUGAAUCCUUUAAAUCUAGACGAUCUGAGUCCACCUUUCCCCGAUUUAUUCGAUAUUAAAGAUAAAUAUGCUAUUUCAGAAGAAUCAUAUUACGGGAUAGUUCCUAAUGAAGAAAAGCUUGAAAGCGUUGAAGAAAAUGAGAGCUUGAAAACUGAAAAAUUAUCCAACACAGAUUACGGUUAUCUUCCCCCCUCCGAGCAACAAGAUUAUCCAAUAAAAGAUAUUUUGAAUGAUGGUUAUACUCCCAGCUAUGGAGUGAAUGAGAAACUACAAACAUCUCACGGAACUACACAACACCCGUCCACAAAGAAACUUGAUUUAGUCGAACAGCCACCUGUUCAUGAUCACACUUAUUAUUUGAAUAACAAAAAGUACACAAGCAGUGGGUAUAAACAAACAACUCCUUCAACUAUUACAGACUAUUAUUCACAAGAGUCUUACCAUUAUGAUGCACCAAAUAAAGGAAGUGAUUAUAAUACCAACAAAUAUGAUCACCGGGUACCUAUCGAUACAGGUUUAGUUCCUCCUCCUGAAGAGAAACCAAUAGAUACCAGUUUGGUUCCUCCCCACUAUCAAAAACCUAACCAUUCAUCAAUAAUUGAGAACGUUAAUGAAUUAAUUGAGAAAUAUGGAAACCAAAACAAUUCUCAAACGGAAAAAACAUAUGAUGGUUAUUCAUACAAUAAACCUGCUGAAGAAGUCAAAACGAGCUAUGGUAAAACUACCGAAGAAUGUUUGACCGUAAAUGAGAAAGAAAUAAGUAUUACUUCAACACCAGCAUAUAUUCAAGAUAGUUAUUCGAUAACGGAAAUUACAACAAAGCCCGCAAAUUUGGAAGAAGAAGAAUAUACUAUAUUAAAGGCACCAGAGAAGGAAGAAUACACGAUAUUAAAACCACCUGAGAAAGAAGAAUACACAAUAAUAAAACCUCCAGAGGAAGAAGAAUACACAAUAAUAAAACCUCCAGAGGAAGAAGAAUACACAAUAUUAAAACCUCCUCAGGAAGAAGUUGAAAGAAUCGAGGCAAAAAGUAUUGUCAAAACUUUAAUUGAAUAUACUGCUGAUGAAACAAAUAGUUCGACAAGUGAAACCAAAGAAAAUAUUCAAACCAAUGUAAUAAAAAAUGAUAAAUUUGAAUGAGGCAAGAAAUCUGCUAUUUCAAGUAAAACACUUACAUUAAUAACACAUAUUAUGAAACAGUCAACUCUCAAUAACUCAAAUUUCAAGAGAAUGGGACACCACUUUGAUUAUAGUUUGAGUAGAAAAGUUUUUGCACAUUGCCAGUUCUAGAGAUAAAAUAUUUUUAUUGAAUUUACUUAAAUAAAAAGAAAUUGAAGUUCUAUGGUGGAAAUAACUAUAUUUUCAUUCAGCAUUUCGAUGAAUAAAAAGUGAUACCUGUCAUUUGUACAUGCAUUGUAAUAAUCUUCCUGUGUUAAAUUGUACAUAGAUUAUUUGUUAUAAUAUCAAAGGACAUCUGUCAUUUUAGAAAGUCAAUUUUUGUUUCAUAGGUUCAACUCAAACUGUUUCUGAUGAUUUAAUUUAAGAAUGUAAAAGUUGAACUACAAAAAUAAUCAUUAGAAUUGGUCUAAAUUGAAUCUAUCUUUCAAAAAUUAUCUUUUUCUCAAGUUUUAAAAGAUUACAGAUGUCCGACAUUGAUAUGAGGUCACUUUUAUUUAGGAUUAUCAAAAAUAUUUUUGUAUUUUGAUAUGCCUCAAUAAUAUCAUGUAGCAAAUUUUUCUUAUUAUACCAUUUUACAGUUACAUGUUCUUCUAUUGGUUUAUUUCUAUGAUUUAAUUUUCUAGUAUAAUUAUUUUCAAAAUGUUCUUUGCUUUUGGGCUCUUUAAUGAUUUUAUUAAUUUGGUCUUAUAAGGAAUUCUGCAAAUUUUAGAGGUGCUUACGUUUUUGUUUAGAUUUGAAAUGGUAAAUUUCCUCUUAAGUCGUGAUGGGAAUUUUCUCAAAAGAGAUAUUUUUUGAUAUUUAAAAAUUUGAGUUCUUGAGUUUUGACUGAAAAUAAAUAAUGCUUUAAAUAAAAUUGUAUUAUUUUUCUAUUUUUUAUCCAUACAAGGGACAGUUUUUAGGUUCAAAUAUUUUUUUGAAGUUAUUUAUUUUGUUUUAGUAGUCAUCACUGUUAAUAAUUCUCUAUAAGUUAUAGUCCAUAUAACCAUACUAUUAUACUUUUCUUUAAAGAAUUUUAUUAUUCAUAAUGAUUUUUUAACCUUUUGAUUCAAUAAUUAUUCUUAUAAAUAUUUGUUCAUUUGGAUUUAAAUGAUCUACACCAUAAUAUUUUUUAAAAAGAAUAUUGUAAACUGCAAAAGUUAUUUAUUCAGUGUCCACUCAACUAAUAUGUCAUUUUCAAUAAAAGUUAAUAUAAUAAAUUGGCAAUGUUUUUUAUCCAUAGAAUAAAGGUUUGUAUGAACUGUAUUUAGAUUAAGAAAUAUAAAAAAAUGUUGUAUUUAGUUAUUUAUAGUUUGUAUGACUUUAACAUUAAGAAAACAGAAGUUUUAAUGUGCUUUCUCUAACAAAAGUGAAAAUUUGUAAUUACACUUUCAUUGUUUUUGUUUGAUUUAAGUAUAAUAAUUGAUAAAUAUUUUUGUAUUAUGGUAUUUAGUUAACUGUGAUCUAUCAUUUUUAAUAUUAUUAUUUAGUUCACAGCUUCUUUUUUUAUGAGUAAUUUUUUGUCGGUAAAUGUUAAUUUUAAUUUAUAUAAAACAUAAUUUAUUGAUUAGUUCAAAAAUUAAUUUACUGGUAAAUUGUAUAAAAUAAUUUUAACUGUAUGUACUGCAAGGAAAAUUAUUAAUGUCAGUAUUUCUUCAGGUUUUUAUCUUUUAUGAUGUGAAAUGAAAACAAAAUUGUAGAUAUUUCAUUUUUUUAAAGAAGAUUUUUGUAACAUUUUAAAGUACCUGACGGCUGUUUAUUUUAUAUUAACAAUGCUCAUCUUUAUUGCUAAGUUGGAUAGUUUAAGAAAAGGUGACUUUUUUUAAAUAUUGUGUUUUUUUAUUUAGGUGUAGUAUUUCCAAAUUAAUUAAUUAAUUGUAACUUAAAAUGUGACU